Molecule: messenger RNA, 255 nt
Organism: Meloidogyne enterolobii
Lineage: Eukaryota; Metazoa; Nematoda; Chromadorea; Rhabditida; Meloidogynidae
Source: the annotation of a GenBank genome assembly
AUGUUGCGCACAACAAUAGCAAUGGUCACACAAACAAUUGGCCCAAUACUUUUGAUUACUUUUUUAACAGCGAUUACAGAAUAUAAAGUUGCUGUUUCAUUAAAAGCUAGAAGAAUACUUUUUGAAGCACAAAAUAGAAGUCGUUCUGUUGUUGCUUUGGAAGAAUUGAAAGAAAAAGUUUCUAGAACUGUUUCGAUAUUUAUUGCUAUUAAAUUUUUGAUUUUAAGGUGGGUAUUUAUAUUGUUAAACUGCUAA